Messenger RNA from Chanos chanos (milkfish), 2283 nucleotides. It is a transcript of the gene pparg, whose product is annotated as peroxisome proliferator-activated receptor gamma. Gene Ontology annotation, biological process: negative regulation of inflammatory response; positive regulation of fatty acid metabolic process; positive regulation of transcription by RNA polymerase II. NCBI's taxonomy places the organism in Eukaryota, Metazoa, Chordata, Actinopteri, Gonorynchiformes, Chanidae. Gene Ontology annotation, cellular component: nucleus. Bases 149 to 1654 code for a protein of 501 amino acids. Gene Ontology annotation, molecular function: nuclear receptor activity; DNA-binding transcription repressor activity, RNA polymerase II-specific; zinc ion binding. The record is from RefSeq and is a predicted model, not a curated record. The transcript is spliced from 7 exons.
UUCUACUCUUGUGAGUCGAGGAGAUAAAUUUGUAUGUUAUGUGAUGCAUGAGAGUAGACACCUCUACACAAGACGACAACUGGUUUAGAGCUUGAAAUCAGUCCUCGCAGUUCAAAUUCACGUCUUUAUCACUUUAAGCGCAGACUACAUGCUCUGCAGCAAUUUCAAGGAUCAAAAUCCACAUAUUACGACAGAUAUGGUGGACACACAGACGUUUUCCUGGCCCAUGGGAUUCGGCCUGAGUGCGUUGGAACUGACGGAACUCGAUGACAGCUCGCACUCGCUGGACAUGAAACCGUUCACCACCCUGGACUACACAAGCAUCUCUGGCCAAGAUUAUGACCCAAGCCCACCCCAGGGUGAACUGACGGACAUGGAUCUGUCACACAUGUACAGCUACAGAGCACAAGAAAGCCAAAGUUCAAUAAAACUUGAACCAGAAUCUCCUCCCCAGUAUGCAGAGGGCAGCCUGCAGUAUUCCAAACUGCAUGAGGACGCAUCCACCUCUGUGUUAAAUAUUGAGUGUCGUGUAUGUGGGGACAAGGCCUCUGGCUUUCAUUAUGGUGUUCAUGCUUGUGAAGGCUGCAAGGGAUUCUUCCGCCGAACCAUACGUUUGAAGUUGGUGUAUGACCACUGUGACUUGCACUGCCGCAUUCACAAGAAGAGCCGCAACAAGUGCCAAUACUGCCGCUUCCAAAAAUGCCUUAUGGUUGGCAUGUCGCACAACGCCAUUCGCUUUGGCCGCAUGCCUCAGGCAGAGAAGGAGAAGCUAUUGGCUGAGUUCUCCUCUGACAUGGACCACAUGCACCCAGAGUCGGCCGACUUAAGGGCGCUGGCCAAGCAUCUGUACGAGUCCUAUCUCAAGUCUUUCCCUCUGACCAAAGCCAAGGCCAGGGCCAUCCUCUCAGGGAAAAACAGCGACAAUGCACCUUUCGUCAUACACGACAUGAGGUCUUUGAUGGAAGGGGAACAGUUCGUCAACUGUCGGCAGAUCCCGACGCAGGAGCACAGGCCAGUGAUGGGUGCUUUACACCCGCCACCUGACGAGGCCGAACUGCGUUUCUUACACAGCUGCCAGUUCCGCUCUGCAGAGGCUGUCAGUGAGGUCACAGAGUUUGCCAAAAGCAUCCCGGGCUUUGUGAACUUAGACCUGAACGACCAAGUGACGCUGUUGAAGUAUGCCAUGAUCGAGGUGCUGUUCAUUAUGAUGGCGGCGCUUAUGAACAAAGAUGGCACGCUCAUCUCAUACGGCCAGAUCUUCAUGACACGCGAGUUCCUCAAGAGCUUUCGAAAGCCUUUUGGCGAGAUGAUGGAGCCCAAGUUUGAGUUCUCCAUCAAGUUCAACUUGUUGGAGUUGGAUGACAGCGACAUGGCACUCUUCCUGUCCGUUAUUAUUCUCAGUGGAGAUCGCCCAGGUCUACUGAAUGUGAAGCCUGUUGAGGACAUUCAAGAGACUCUUCUCCGUUCAUUGGAACUGCAGUUAAAGAUGAACCACCCAGAUUCCCCACAGCUGUUUGCCAAAGUCCUGCAGAAGAUGACGGAUCUACGGCAACUUGUUUCCGACCACGUACAAAGCAUCCAGCUGCUGAAACAAACAGAGAUUGACAUGUGCCUACAUCCUUUACUGCAAGAGAUUAUGAGAGACUUGUACUGAAUUGUAGUUUAAGAUUGUGAACCCAAACAGUAGUGAUUAUGUUUCUAGUUACUGCUGUAACUGUGUUCUUUUCUCAUCAUCAAGUGAAUGAAAACCACUCAGAUGAAAAAAAGGAGAGAGUUACCUGUUAGACUAUUACAACUGUUUCCCUUGUCUAUUUCUAAGACUGAGUUGGCUUUUUUUCAGGAUCCUGCUGAAAGGGGAACAGCACCACUGUGAAUACAUUUUUACUGCAUAUAAUGAAACUGUCCACAAAUACAGCUUAAUGCGCACAUGCAGCUGUUGAACAUUAACUUGUCUUUUUCCCAGUCCACAUUCUGAAAGUCUUACAUUCUGCUAAAAUGAAUAAGCAAACAUAAUGUAAUUUUCAUGACAGUGCCUUACUUAAAUCACUUUUUUUGGCUUUGUAUGUAAAUAGAAGUUUGCCUCCUCAAAGACGCUUUUUAGAUGAGCCCUACAUGUCAUAUUUUAAAUUAUACAUCAGCUUUAACCACUAAUCUUAAAUUUGCUUUUCCUUUUUUUUUUUUUCCUUUUUUUUUUCCUUUUUUUUUGCGGCUCUAGAUAGAAACAGACAGCGAAUUUAAAUGGUAUUUUUCAAAGGACCACCCUUGUUUAGAAGGAAAUGAUGU